This is a messenger RNA of Trichoderma gamsii, 1620 nucleotides long. RefSeq lists its product as hypothetical. NCBI's taxonomy places the organism in Eukaryota, Fungi, Ascomycota, Sordariomycetes, Hypocreales, Hypocreaceae. Bases 1 to 1620 code for a protein of 539 amino acids. Gene Ontology annotation, molecular function: zinc ion binding; DNA-binding transcription factor activity, RNA polymerase II-specific. The transcript has 3 exons. Gene Ontology annotation, biological process: regulation of DNA-templated transcription. The record is from RefSeq and is a predicted model, not a curated record.
AUGAAGUCGACAAGAUACGCAACGUCUCGGCAAAAGGCCUGCCAGCAGUGCUCAGUUGCCAAGGCAAAAUGCGACCGUCGAGAGAGAUGCUGUUCACGAUGUGCCCAACGAGGCCUGUCUUGUGUCUAUGUCAACACCACAGGCGGGUCGAUUCCCUUCAGCAGUUUCGCGCGCAGUUCCGGCGGUCCUCUGCUGAGUCCUGAGCGCGACGAUGUGUCGACUCCAACGCAAGGGACUCCACAAGAUCCGCCGACGCCUUCAAUCCACCCAGCCCUGGCUGAUAACAGCUCCAUCAUUGAGUUCUCACCAACUAUACCUGCAGCUGCUCCUACAAGACUCCAAUUGUCUGUUGCGCAGCCCCCAAGUCCUUUAUUCUCAGCACCAGCGCUGCAGCCAGAUAUCCUCGAGUUUUCCAAUCUCGAUCUCGUCUGUCCAAUUAACGCUCAAGAGAUCAGCAACCGCUGGCUCAAUGCAUACAUUCCCAUCCCUGGCCAAAGCGUCAAAAACUACCCACCUACAGUGUCCGCAUUCAUCUACCGCAUCUUGAAGUCGUAUACUGGGAUGGCCAUACACGGCCGCGGGUUCCCGCCAUUUGUACAUAGCUCUCAGUUGACGGGGCUGAGCCAACCACUUACUACUUGUCUCAGCAUCAUACGGAUAUGCGAUAGACCAUUACCAGGCAGUGAGAACGCGACGGCAGAGAUUCUACAGAGAGAGAUGAAUAACCUCUAUGAACAGCGUGAGACUUUUGAUGACCUUUCGCUUCUCGGCUCGUUUCAGGCUUUUCUCAUGUACACAAUGGUCUUAUUCUUUAAGCUCAGUCAAGGCACCAGCCCAUUUCUUCGCCAAGCCAUGAUGAAUCUACAAGAGCUGGCAUGCGUGACAUCUCGCCGAGGGCUAAUGUGCUUAUCCGAGCAGCAGCGCACACGCCCCAAAUGGGAGAGCUGGAUUAUAGCCGAAGCUAAACGGCGAACGCUCUAUACCAUGUAUCUUUUCGAUAGUGUUCUUUCGUCUGAAGACGGCCUGCCGACAUUUCUCGGCACCGAGCUGGAGGGAUUGCCCGCCGCGGCCAGCAGAGACCUCUGGGUUGCUCAGACACGACGGGACUGGGAAGCGGCUUAUAAUAUGCAUAUCGCAGAGUGGGCCGAGGGAAGCCUCUGCAUUGAUGAGCUGUGGCCCAUACCCGAGGGAUUGAGUGAGCCUCUCAUUGCGAAAAGGCGACACAGGGUGGAUAAUUGGUUGGAGAACUUGGAUGAAUUUGGGAUUAUGCUCUACACAGUAACGAGUUGUACGCAUGGAGGGCUAUCAAGUGCUGCGUCUACUACUACUGCUACUAUUACUGCUACUGCUACUGCUACUAUUACUGCUACUCCUACUACUGCUACUAUUACUGCUACUGCUACUGCUACUAUUACUGCUACUCCUACUGCUGCUGCUACUACUGCUACUACUGCUACUACUGCUACUACUGCUACUACUGCUACUACUGCUACUACUGCUACUACUGCUACUACUGCUACUACUGCUACUACUGCUACUACUGCUACUACUGCUACUACUGCUGCUUUUUUAGCUGGGGCGUUGGAUAUGAAACUGAGGUGCUGGAUAACUUCUCCCUAA